This is a messenger RNA of Rubroshorea leprosula, 824 nucleotides long. The record is from the annotation of a GenBank genome assembly. Lineage: Eukaryota; Viridiplantae; Streptophyta; Magnoliopsida; Malvales; Dipterocarpaceae.
CGUCUUCUUUUACUCUCUCGUCUCCGUUUACCAAACCAAACGCCGCAAUCUUUACACUAAAACCCUUCAGUCUGCCAUUGUAAGCUUCCAUUGCUCCCAGAUAUGGAGGAAACAGAACGUUGAAGAUCGCUUAUGGUUCGCUCUCCAUCUCAAACGCAGGGUUGCGAACCGGUCCCGAUGAUCUCGUCGCUUCCAUCAUCUCCAAGGUGACACAAACAGAUGGAGGAGUUUCAUAAACAAAAGAAGAACACAAAGAGGUAGCCGAAGUAACUCAGGAACUACAGAAGUAUUGUGUUGAUGAACCAGUUAAAAACCCUCUUAUCUUUGGAGAAUGGGAUGUGGUUUACUGCUCGAGGCCUACGUCGCCUGGUGGUGGCUACAGGAGUGCACUCGGUCGCCUUGUGUUUCGAACGAAGGAAACGGUUCAGGUGGUUGAAUCUCCUGACAUUGUAAGGAACGAGGUCUCCUUUUCUGCUUUGGGGUUUCUUGAUGGAGAGGUUUCAUUAAAAGGAAAACUGAAGGUGUUGGAUGAUAAAUGGAUUCAAGUGAUGUUUAGGGCGCCUGAACUUAAGGUAGGAUCACUGGAAUUACGAUGUGGUGGUGCAAGUGAGGUCAAGCUGCAGAUUACAUACAUAGACGAGAAGAUCAGGCUGGGGAAGGGUUCUGGAGGUUCUUUUACAUACAUAAAUAUAAAUUUGUGAUUAUGCAAAUAUAUCAUUAUACAGAAUCAACACUUUUGUCCUAUGUGAAGGCAUGCUUCUUCUAAAAUCCUUUCUAGCAGAGAUUAUGUGGAGAAAAGGGAUAAAUAAGGAUGCAAACUUUAG